Molecule: messenger RNA, 1284 nt
Organism: Malassezia sympodialis ATCC 42132
Lineage: Eukaryota; Fungi; Basidiomycota; Malasseziomycetes; Malasseziales; Malasseziaceae
Product: ABC transporter ATP-binding protein
Biological process (GO): oligopeptide export from mitochondrion
Cellular component (GO): mitochondrial inner membrane
Molecular function (GO): ABC-type oligopeptide transporter activity; ATP binding; ATP hydrolysis activity
Source: RefSeq, a predicted model, not a curated record
AUGUCUCUCAUUCUAAACUGGCUCCUGACCAUUACCCUUUUGGCUGGUAUGGUCACUCUCCUAGUUUCGAGCUUUUUAAAUGUCUAUGCGAUGGAGAAAUACGAGGUCAAGAUGCAGGAACCGGUGGAUCGCAGCUCAUCGUACAUUGCUGAGAUCAUCGACGCAAUUGGCACAGUGUCAUCACUCGGUCGUGAAGCGGAGGUGCUGAAUCACUUCGACGAAUCUAGCACGCUGAGCCGCUCGUUUAUGCCUAAUCUUGUCUGGGGCAGUGUAGCCUACGGAUACACUCAGUUUGCUCUUUGUGGUAUUGCUGGUUUGAUGAUGUACUGGGGAAUUUUCGUUAUGAACGAAGGCAAAGCUACUAUGCAGACAGUUUUGUCUGUGUUUGAAAGUGUGUUUGUCGCCGUAUUCGCGUCGAUCCGUCUCGGCACAUUCAUGCCUGACCUGGCUCGAGCACGCUUUGGCAAGCGUGUUAUUUCAGGAUGGAUGCAGCGUGUCCCUGAAGUGGCAUCUACGCGGGAACGUGUAGUUUGGCCCCCGAAAGGACCUCGAGACAUUGUUUUCAAGGACGUGGAGCUUCGAUACCCCCAACGCCCCCAAUACGCAGCCAUCAAAAACCUGAACCUUGUCAUUCCCGAAAAGACCACAGUUGCAUUUUGUGGCACAUCGGGAAGUGGUAAGAGCUCUACGCUUGGCCUGCUACAGCGCUUUUAUGAACCAUGUCACGGGUCCAUCACCUAUGGUGGCCUAGACCUGCGCUCUAUACCCUUACAUCUGUGGCGUUCUGAGAUGGCCUAUGUGUCCCAAGAGCCUGUCCUUUACGAAGGUACACUUCGAUGGAAUCUACUGCUUGGCGCUGUGAAUUCGGAAUUGGUGACCGAGGCCGAUAUUGAAUAUGCCUGUCGCCAAGCUUGCGUAUGGGACUUUGCGAUGGGUCUCCCUAAUGGUCUUGAUACAGAAGUCGGAAAUAAGGGCUCUUCUCUUAGUGGCGGCCAAUGUCAGCGCGUAUGCAUUGCUCGGGCGCUCAUUCGCAAGCCUCACAUCCUGCUUUUCGAUGAAGCCACGUCGGCCUUGGACGCCGAAUCUGAGGUGCUUGUUCAGCGUGCCCUUGAUAAUGCUGCUUCUCAAUGCACCACGAUUACCAUUGCACAUCGUCUGUCUACUAUUCGUCGCUCGAAUAUGAUUUGUGUCGUGGAGGAUGGCGAAAUUGUUGAACGAGGGUCGCAUGAGUCACUGUUGGCGCAGCGUGGUCGGUACUUUGACCUUGUGGAAGCGCAGCUUUAA